Purpureocillium takamizusanense is the source of this 1239-nucleotide messenger RNA. RefSeq lists its product as uncharacterized. Gene Ontology annotation, molecular function: L-ascorbic acid binding; procollagen-proline 4-dioxygenase activity; iron ion binding. Gene Ontology annotation, cellular component: endoplasmic reticulum. The record is from RefSeq and is a predicted model, not a curated record. Bases 199 to 942 code for a protein of 247 amino acids. Gene Ontology annotation, biological process: peptidyl-proline hydroxylation to 4-hydroxy-L-proline. Lineage: Eukaryota; Fungi; Ascomycota; Sordariomycetes; Hypocreales; Ophiocordycipitaceae. The transcript has 4 exons.
CAACCAAACCCGAACGUCGCCGCGGCACCAGCCGAGCACAGACAUCCUCUGCUCCGAGGUAUCUACUCGUUGAUUCUGCUUGAAUCGAUUCUAUGGCUUCCUCGUUUGGCAGCGAUCACCCUUUUAAGACCACGUGUUAUAGUGCUGUUUUUGAAGGAGACAAGCGCGCGCGCGCAAGAGCUCUCUCCCUGGUGCAGGAUGCCCAAGCCCAAAGCUUCAUCAAAGCAAAACAAGCCGGGGGGGGCCUCUACGCCUCAGACCCCCUCAACGACGACUGCACCCAACUGGCCUCGAUUUAAGCCGACUCUUCCUGUUGUUCCCUUAACUCCAGAGCUACAUCCCACGACGGACAAGAUAGCUCUGAUUCCUUGCUUCUUCCCCAAGUCUCUCUGUCGAGAAUACGUCCUGUUCCUCAAGACCCUUCCGCUGCAGACCACGCCGUCGCGGCCGAAGCGCGGCGAAGCCGUACGUGUCAACGAUAGGUUCCAGAUUGAGGACCAGGCGUUUUCUAGGAGGCUCUGGGAGCAGACUGGCUUGAAGGAGGCGCUCAUUGAUAAUGAGGAGCUGAAAGAGCUAUGGGGAGGCGAACCCGUUGGCCUGAGCCCCAACAUUCGAAUUUACCGGUACUCCAAGGGCCAAUACUUUGAUUGUCAUUACGAUGAUUACAAUACCGUCACACUUCAUGCUGAGACGCCCAUAGCCGCCAAGACAACGUGGACACUGCUCUUGUACCUUACGUCGGCGGCAGAAGGUUGCGUCGGCGGCGAGACGGUCUUUUAUCCACACGACCGAAAACUCCCGUCAGAAGAGAUCGCCGUGCCUCUCGACACGGGCAUGCUUCUUCUGCACAAGCAUGGAGACGACUGUCUACUGCAUGAAGGACGGGAGGUAACAGCUGGAGAGAAAUGGGUGCUCCGCACGGAUUUGUGCGUGAGAAGAUGAAGCGUCGCGCUAGUAACAUACAUACACAUGUGCACCUCAUCUUGUCCCUUAAGAGAUCUAAACCUCGACGGAGGAUUGUUCCACGAAGGGCACGGGGACCAGCUAGGCAUCGGCUCGCGACGGCGUUGAAACGUGUGCAACAGCAGCAGGGUGUUGACGAGACCGGCGACCUCGGUAACGUGUAGAUCAGUUCGCUUAACCCAUCAUUCAAGAGACCGGUAGGUAUCGUGCUCUUGGUAUCACGAUAAGCAGCUCAAGAGAACCGGGGCGAGCGUCCGCCUCAUUGUGCUUACAGAC